Molecule: messenger RNA, 2769 nt
Organism: Boleophthalmus pectinirostris (great blue-spotted mudskipper)
Lineage: Eukaryota; Metazoa; Chordata; Actinopteri; Gobiiformes; Gobiidae
Product: interleukin-31 receptor subunit alpha-like
Exons: 16
Coding region: 198-2522 (774 amino acids)
Molecular function (GO): protein binding
Source: RefSeq, a predicted model, not a curated record
UCCGCGGUUGUUUCUUGGGUAAUGUCUCCCGUUUAUUUCAGGCUAUACUCAAGUUCCUGUUACAUAAGAUGACUGAGAUACCGGGAGCAACAUUAGAAACAAAUGGCUAGCCUAAGAUUGUUGGUGUGCCUCUCCGGACAGCUCACUCUAUCAUUCAGAUGUGAUGUCCUGCUGGAUUAGACACACUGGAUUCCACUAUGUAUUUAUUCAUAAUCAGUUUUGUCAUCGCUUUGCUCUCUACGAAAUGCAGUGGUUGGAGUGACAGGAGCUGUGGCGUUUUCUCUAAAGACCAGCACAUCAAGGAGGGUGCUAGCGCUGAGAUAACCUGUGUGAGUGCCUGCAUUUCGGGAACAGUUUUCUGGACCCUCAAUAACAGACGCCUGAAUGAGAGUCUAUCACAUAUGAUCAACUCCACACACACAGUCAUCCUGCUGCCCCAUUCAGAGCUCCAGGACCCCGACCACCCCACGUCGACUGUCCAGUGCCACAGUGAAGAGAACCUCCAGAUCCUAGGAGGGACCACAAUCCGAAUAUACACAAAACCUCACAACUUGUCUUGCAUUUUCCAUUCAAACCAUAAUUGGAAAGAGAUUUUACCGGAGCUGUUCACAUGCAACUGGGAGCAUCAUAUUCAUACACCACUGAAAAUUAAAUACUCUGUAAUAAGUGGUUCGAAAGAAAUUUGCAUCUCAAAUGCAACGACCUGCACCAGAAAUACACGAGAUGUACCUGAGAUUUCGUUUCCCCAACAAAACACCAUUUAUGUAAAGGCCAAAACAGAAGCCUGGGAAGCACAGUCUGGCUAUUAUACGUUUAGAGCUUCACAAAUAUUCAAAAUUCUCCCUCGUAAAAUCAAUCUCACUGCACGUUUGGAUCAUAUAUUGGUGGAGUGGAACAGUAUGCCAAACUUGGGGGUCCAUGGUAGAUGUCAAGUGAAAUACAAGUACACAAAGAAUGAAGAAGUAAUCCAGGAGGUGUUGAACAUAACUUUGCGUCCUGAUGUAAGAGGAAAGAUGACUAUCGAUAAAGUGGAGUCCUGUCAAACCUACAAUGUUUCUGUUCGCUGUGCUUUGGACCAGGCCCCGUGGAGCUACUGGAGCCCGGAGAGGCCAAUCCUAACACAACUCAAAAAGAGCGAUGUCAAGCUGGAUGUGUGGAGAAAAGUGUCAACGCUGCAUGAAGAAAAAAACGUUCAUAUCAUGUGGAAGGGAAUACCUUCAAAUUGCCCAGGCACAUUGAGCUACAAUGUCAGCCACUCUCCCUCCUAUGAAAUCACUUCCAAAACAAAUUACACCAGGACUUCAUGUGCAAAUAGCUCAUGUGAAAUUACCGUCAACCCAGAAGCACAGAGCAUCAAACUAACUGUUAUCUAUGAUGGAGACUUUCUGGCAGAGGCUUCGUUCUAUCUCACAUCUUUCGUUGAAAAUGAGUCAGUCAAGCUCUUCCGUGUUAACAGUAUUGAAACCAAGCUAGAGGAAAAUGGUCUUGUGGUUGCCUGGACUGCUCCCUCACAACCUGUCAGUGGUUAUGUUAUUGACUGGACUUACAAUGGAAAUGACUUUGAGUGGAAGAGGACUACAUCCACCCAUACAACAUUACACGCAGGCCUUAUAGAUAAGAAGCCGUACAACAUUACAGUAACUCCAUUGUUUGGUGGCCGGGCAGGACCCUCCACACAGACCUCUGGAGUUUGUUCAGGCUUUACAGAUCCUGGAAAUGUGACUAUUGUAAAUCUGGAGGCAUAUAACAAAAGGGCCCAUAUAAGAUGGAGUGUGAAAUCCCAGGAAAAAUGCAGUGAUGCUGUGGUGAAUUACACUAUCUUCUAUGGGACACUGAAUGGACCACAAUUAAAUGUAACUGUAAAAAAUACAGUGCAGGAUUUUUAUUUGAAGAACUUGAAUCCAAACACUCAAUACAGUGUCCAUGUUGUGGCCACGGCUCGUAGUGGGAAUUCUGAGAGCAGUGAACGACUUUUUAAGACAAAAAUAUUUGACCCUCAGCUUAUCACCGUUAUUAGCAUCACUGGGGGCAUACUACUUGUACUGUUUAUAGUUUUUUUGCGUGCAGUUCAGAAAUUCAAUGAAAGGCCUGUUCCAAACCCUGGUCUCAGCUCUUUGGCUCUGUGGCCACAAAGCACACAUUCAAAGACACUCAUUCCCUUUCACCAUCAACCUUUCACUACCCCAUCAGAAAGCCAAUGUGAACGUGUCUAUACAGAGGAAAUGCAACAAACUUCAUCAACUACUUACAGCAAGUCUCCAGUCACUAGUGAACAAAAAGAGCAAACUACAACAUCUUUUCAAAACUAUGAGAGGCCAUUUUUAUCUUCAAGAACACCACAACAGUGCUUCAGCAGAGAUUCUGUAUCUCUGCUGACUGUAGAGAACAGCCAGUUUAACCCAUACAGACGUCAGAUUGCAGACAACAGCCCUGUACCACACAACAGUAAAAAAGUCAAACGACUCGUUCUGGGGCCACAAGAAAAAACUCCGUCAUAUGUGUCAUUGGACAUAUUUGAUUGACAUCGGUGAAACGUGUUGUAGGCCAAUACAUAAAACUAAACCUAUAUGUAGCAUUAGUGUGGCAUGUAGCGUUCUGUAUUGAGUAAUAGAUUGAUCUUGCUUGUAUUGUUUUUGGCCUAUAUAUGUAAAUAUGUGUAUACAUAAUAAUCUGUUUAUUUAUUUUAAUAUACAUUUUCUCCACGCAUGGAAUAUCUUGUUGGCUUUGCUGCCAUUGUACAUAUGAUAUAAAUACAUGUGCAUAAACCCU